AUGACCGCUGCGGAUGAGAAGACUUCGAAUGGGGCGCUUAAGAAGGACGAGUCCGCCAUUGAAGAGAAAGUGAUCCAAGGUCAUGUCCGAGAGCCGUCGGUCGCCAAUGGCUACUGCAACGUCACAAACGGGAGCCAACCCAACGGCGAGACGCUCAAUGGAACCAAGCACGACAGCGUGGAGGAAAAUGGUGCUGAGAGCUCGACGCACGAGGCAAUGGUCAAUGGAGAAGACCUAGCGAUGAAGGAUAUGGGCACAAGGGACAGUGAUAGCAGCGUGCUGUCUGAUCUUCCUGACAUCUCUGAUAUUCCUGACAUCCCACCUGAACCGGUGCCUCCUCGUCGCUCCGGUCGCUCGAGGAAAGCUCCAGCUAAUUAUGAGGCCGAGUACGUCAUCCCGGCACCACAGCCCGCGUCAACGCCCGCGGCUGCAUCUACACGGCCGAAACGCAAAGCUGCGGCCACGGCGCAGGAGUCCUUCACGAGCAAGGCGGACUUGGACCUUGUGACCGACACCAUCUGCAAGCCCAUGACCUCGGACGAGCUCAAGUCCUACAAGGGCUGGGUCGAGCUGGAGUCCGAGCCCCUGUUCUUCCAGGCCAUGCUCCACGACAUGGGUGCCCCGGAUCUUAAGAUCUCGGAGCUUAUCGACACCGACGAAGCUUUCCUGAGCGUCUUGUCUAAGCCGGUUCAUGGCCUGAUCUUCCUCUUCCCGUACGCGGAUGUGGAAGAGGAGAUCGAGGUCGAGCGCCACGAUUGCCCCGAGGGCCUGUGGUUCGCGAACCAGACGACUUCGAAUGCCUGCGCCACCGUGGCCCUGAUGAACAUUGUCAUGAACAUACCCGACCACAGCUUCGGCAGCGAGCUUAAGAAGUUCAAAGACGAGACUGGUCCGCUGAGCACCCAAGACCGUGGCCAUGCCCUGGACGCCAAUGAUUUUAUCCGCUGUAUACACAACUCGGUCGCCCGUCGCACCCAGCUUCUGAACGAGGACCUCGCCUGGAGCCACAAGCGAGAGGAGGAGGAGAAGCAGACGAAGAAGAGACAGCGAGCUAUCAAGACCCCCAAGAGCAGGGGAAAGGGGAAGGCGAAAGCGGCUAGCGCCAGUAAGAGGAAGAGAUCGGCCACCAAGGCCAAAGACAAGGUUGAGAACGCCAACCACUACAUCGCCUACGUCCCCCACGACGGUAAAGUCUGGGAGUUUGACGGUCUCGAAGACAAGCCCUGCUGCCUGGGCCCCUCCCCCGGCGACGCCGACAACUGGAUCGCGACGGCCGUCGAAGCCAUCCAGACGCGCAUGGCGGCGGGUGGCCUAUAUACCUACAACCUCCUGGCCCUCUGCGCCUCGCCCCUGCAAAGCCUGACUGACCGCCUGGCCGCCAACCUCGCCGCGGGCAUGAAGCUGGAGCAGCAAUACAAGCGGGGCGACAGCAAAGAAGGCGGCAGCGACGACCAGCAGCCCAGACCGCCCUCUGCAACCUCCUGGCCUCACCCUGCGCUCGCCACACUCCUUCCACCCGACAAGCUCGCAAGCCUCAACGGCCUAACCUGGAACACCAUCUCCAGCACGGCCCCGGCGCCGGACCUCGUCGCACGGAUGGCCGUGCCGGGCUUCGGGGCAGAGCAGGCGGCGGCGCUGAUGGCCGAGCUACUGGCGCGGCAGCUGGAUCUCGAGACGGAGCUGGCGUCCGAGGCCGCGGGCCGCAGACAGGCGCGGCAGGCCUACGAGGCACGGCACCGCGACUUCACGCCCUUUGUACACCAGUUCCUGCUGCGGCUCGCUGAGAGGGCGGCGCUGGGCGAGAUCGUGUCCAACUUCCUCUGA
This is a messenger RNA of Neoarthrinium moseri, 1824 nucleotides long. RefSeq lists its product as uncharacterized. Bases 1 to 1824 code for a protein of 607 amino acids. Lineage: Eukaryota; Fungi; Ascomycota; Sordariomycetes; Amphisphaeriales; Apiosporaceae. Gene Ontology annotation, biological process: protein deubiquitination; ubiquitin-dependent protein catabolic process. Gene Ontology annotation, cellular component: cytoplasm. Gene Ontology annotation, molecular function: cysteine-type deubiquitinase activity. The transcript has a single exon. The record is from RefSeq and is a predicted model, not a curated record.